This is a messenger RNA of Westerdykella ornata, 3563 nucleotides long. RefSeq lists its product as uncharacterized. The coding region runs from base 288 to 3350 and encodes 1020 amino acids. NCBI's taxonomy places the organism in Eukaryota, Fungi, Ascomycota, Dothideomycetes, Pleosporales, Sporormiaceae. Gene Ontology annotation, molecular function: phosphatidylinositol binding. The record is from RefSeq and is a predicted model, not a curated record. The transcript has 6 exons.
CAAAUCUUAAGGCUAAUGACAUAGCAAUCUCAUCUUCCACUGAAAGCAGAGCGUUGCUUUCACCCCACCCAAACCGUCCCUGUCCACAGUCCCGCUUGCCGGUUGCAGGGGCUCUCUAGCGCGGCCCUAGCCACAGCGCCCAGCCACACCAAGUCGUCAUAGCCGCGUGCUCUGCUAUAUGUCCGCAGUCGGCCAUAUAACAGGAACGACCCGUACGGCCCUCGAUUCUCCUACUUUGAGCGCAGAAGCAGCCAGGUUCGGGAUCCCCGCCCCUGACGAGGAUUACCAUGACUACGCCCGCCGUCACAGUGAAUGGGAGUACGGUUGUCGCUUCGCAAGAGCUGGGAGGGGUGAUAGAGGGGCCGACCGCCGAAGCUGCGGGGAAAGAGGUGGUGCCAAAGAAGGAAGAUGGAGAAGGGAAUGGAAGUGGGGGAGCCCAGCGGCCUAAGGGACAGAGAAACGACACCAACUUUUCGAAAUUCUCGUACCGCUCGGUGCCGCCCGAGGGCAGCAUAUUGACUGGGAAGCAGGAGCACUACCUGAAGCGCGAACUCCUCUCCCAACAGACACGCUUUGAAAUCGCCGAGCUCUCUUCCCCGACCGCACUGCAGCGGUUCGGCGCCCCGUUCCGCUCCGACAAGGGCGAGGUUGCGCCUGAAGACUCGGAGCUGCCGAUCCUAAGGUACAUAUUCGUGCAUCAUGUGCGAAACUUCCCGUUUCUGGAUAAGGCGAAGGAGAAGGAGUUUUGGCAGGAUAAGCUGCAGGUGUUCCUCGAAUCGUUCGCCAACAAGGAUAUCUCGUCCUCGGAAGACAGGCUGGAGGUCACGAAGCGUAAGAAAUUGGCGGUCAAGGCGGAGAAGCUGGUCGAGCUGAUGAUGGUGUCCGGUAUACCCACUGCGUCAGGAUACGAGGAGAGAAUACGGUUUUCCGAGAUGGAGAUUGUGGAGCGUGGGGCGAAUGAGAAUGGGUUCGUGAUCAAUGCACCCAGCGGACACUUCAUCAAUGGGUGGGAUGUCAACGUUGCGGGAGUGAGGAGAAUGUCGGUCAAGAAGCACGUACGGUAUCACACUCAUGCAGAAUACCUAAUUCGAGUGAAGCAACAAGGGGGAGAAGAUAUCUAUAUUGGAAGACGGUUUCAAGACUUUGUGCAGCUGCAUAAGAGGAUACGGAUGGAGUUGCCAGGGAAGGUGUUACCUCCGCUACCCCGGAAGAAUAAGAAGGAUUCAUUGUUUCAGGCCAACCUGGAUGAAGAUGGUAGUUCCAUAUCCUCGGCGUCGACGCAAGAAGCAUCGUCAGAUCCGUAUGAGAAUAAUGGAGGCAAUGGAAACGGUGGCGGUGGCAUGGGCGAAGGGUUGAGAAGUUACAUCUUCGGAAAGCGGAAUUCCUCUGCAACGUCAGUGGGGAAACAUGGCCGCUCCCCUAGGACUUCAACCGAUCGGGCGUCAUAUCGCGAGCCUAGGGUAUUAUACCGCGAAGAGCAGCGAGUAUCCCUACGGGCUUUCCUGCGGACGUUUCUGCAAAACGAGAUCAUCGCCAAGUCCAACGCGAUGACCGAUUUCCUUAGCGCGAACCCCAUCGAGCUGAACGAGGAGGAGCUUGAAGAUAUUGAGCACCGCAAAGAGAUGGACGAGAAGCGCAUGGAGGAGCAGAAGCGCUUUUACGAGGUAGCGCGACAACGAGCGGCGGAACUGGACAUCCACAUGGAGAAGUUCCGACGCGAGAUCGUCGAGAGCAAUGGUCUGUCACAUCUGUUCCAGGAGAUCAGGGUGAAGAAUUCGAUUGCGGAGCUCAGGCCCGAGUAUCAGAAGUUUGCGGAGUGGCUGCGGAUAGAAGUCGCGGCUACCCUGUAUCAUUUGUUUCUCGCAGAGGACAAUUCACCGGAGCUGUUCGCGCAGGCAAAACGCAUACAUUCUCUGGUGCCGUACACGGUGCUGAAAAACGUCAUCAGGAUAGCGAAUCCAGCGGCUGUUAUGAGCGGCGUGCUGGAUCUAUUCCUCGCACAGCCUUUUGGAGCGCGGUCACUACUACAGAGGAUGUUCGGCAUGGCGAUUCACGACGGAGUCCGAUCUGUGCAGAAGACCAUGGACACACUUGCCGCAACAAAGGUCAAGGAUGACGUCCUCUGCUCCAAGCUCAAAUCCUUCGUCAACGCCGAUAAGCCCACCAAGGACCAAAUCCGCGAAGAAGCCGUCUCCGAAAACGUCGACCUCGUCGUUGCGAUUCUGCGGUCAGAGUACCUGGAGCCCGAGCUGACGGCCGAGCAAGUGGAAAAGGUAUUCAAUGCAUAUGUGGCGUGGAACAAUGCCGUUGAGAAUGUAAGAUCCCACAACGAUCACGGGCUGCGGCGGCAAAAAUCGAAAUCCAGCGCUCAUAGCGGGUUGUCUGCGAGGUCUUCGAACACGGGUGCUGAUUUCGCGCGACAGAUUGAUUCAGAGAUGAAGCAGGGGGCGGAGCUGUUUGCGCACUUGAAGCAGUAUCUGAAGCUUUGUAUGAGACAAAGGGAUAAGCUCAUGAUGUUAGAGAUAAUCGAGGAGCCCACCACCCUCCACCUCUUCCGCGACCUCUUCACCAUCUUCUACGAGCCCCUCGUCCGCGUCUACAAGUCCGCCAACGUCUACAGCUCCAUCACCGACUUCGCCCUCUUCGUCGACGACACGAUCCGCGUCAUCGAAUCGUGCCAACGGCAAGACAUAUCGUCCGACCCCAACCAGACGGUCCAAGCCUUCAUCGACCUGUGCGCCCGGCACGAGGACAAUUUCUACAAGUUCGUGCACGAGGUGCACAUCCACGACAACGGCUUGUUCGACCAGCUGAUGGGGUGGUUGGAGGGGAUAUUGGAGUUUCUGAGAAAGGGACCCAGGGGUGGGGGCAAGUUGGAUAUGAAUGCGCUUUUCGCGGGGGCUGUCGAGGCGAGGAAGGUGGACAAGGAGAAGGCGAUCCGGGAGAUCAAUAGCUUGAUUCGGUGGCAGAUGCGGAGGAAGAAGUGGCAUCAGGAUAAGACGAGGCAGAAGAUGGCUAGUGGGGGGGAUGACGCCGGGGUCGGGGGUGCGGAGGCGUUGUUGGGCGGGUUGAGCGGUGGUGGGUUUCGGACGAGCGAUUUUGGGUUGAAUGAGAUGGAUCUCCAAGACCUCGAACUCGACGCCGACGGCGACGAGUACAGCUCCGCGUCCGGAUCCGACCUGGAUGACCAGGAACUCACGGAUCCCAUCGAAGCCGAACGGAGGCGGCGGAGUAAGGUGGCGGAGAAGUUGCGCAGGUCGGCGGGCGAGCCGCAGAAACCGCCCAUUGAGGAGCUGAGGAAGUUGGAUGGCGAUUUUGUGGUCAUGUUGAGAGGGGUGCUUGCCGAGUAGACAUUGUUUGCCCCUAAAGGGCAGGAAGCCAGAGAAUAGAUGCGAGACGGUUUAUUCGAGGGGACUGGUCUAACGAGGUUUAGAAAUGUCCGGUUAUUGAUAUCCAUAUCCCACGGGUUUUGGGGGGAAUUCGAAUAUAAUCAAUUACUCUGCGAUACGUACUGUCUCAUCGUCGGGUGCGUCAUGCGAAGUUCAGAAAGUUGGAUUUGUACU